Molecule: messenger RNA, 1339 nt
Organism: Daktulosphaira vitifoliae (grape phylloxera)
Lineage: Eukaryota; Metazoa; Arthropoda; Insecta; Hemiptera; Phylloxeridae
Gene: Rtc1
Product: RNA 3'-terminal phosphate cyclase-like protein
Exons: 5
Coding region: 153-1253 (366 amino acids)
Biological process (GO): endonucleolytic cleavage of tricistronic rRNA transcript (SSU-rRNA, 5.8S rRNA, LSU-rRNA); ribosome biogenesis
Cellular component (GO): nucleolus
Molecular function (GO): RNA endonuclease activity
Source: RefSeq, a predicted model, not a curated record
AAAAAUAGAAUAAAGCAUGUCUGAAUUUUAUUAAAAAUAAGUCGUUCUAUUUUCUCUUUGAAUUUAAAUAUUUAAUAUUAAUCUAUAUUUCAUAUUUACACUUAUAUGAUAAUUACCUUAGGAAUAAAUUAGGAUUAUAAUUACUAUAAAGUAUGAUUUUUGAAGGUUGUAGUAAUUUUCGAACUAGAAUAAUAUUGUCUUUAUUAAGUGGUAAACCAGUAAAAAUACGAAACAUUCGUUCACAAGACAAUGAACCUGGUCUUAAAGAAUUUGAAGUUAAUUUUUUACGUUUGGUUGAUAAAAUUACCAAUGGUACCUCAUUAGAAGUCAAUGAAACUGGGACUGAUUUAUAUUUUCAGCCUGGACUAUUAAUAGGCGGUUCCAUCAGUCAUGAAUGUUGCAAAUUACGCGGGAUUGGAUAUUAUUUAGAAUUAAUUUUUAUGGUUACUCCCUAUUGUAAAAAAGGAAUACACAUAACACUUAAAGGAGUCACUAAUAAUGAAAAAGAUCCAUCAGUAGAUGCAUUUAAAACGUGUGCUUUACCAAUUUUACAAAGAAUAUUACUUCUAGCAACUGAUGUAACAAUGGAUAUUAAAAAGCGAGGAAUGGAGCCUGAUGGUGGAGGAGAAAUAUACUUUUCAUGUGAACCCGUUAAAUACACAAAACCAAUUCAAUUAACAGAAUUUGGAAAAAUAAAAAAAAUACGUGGAACAUUUUUUUCAUUAAGAGUGUCACCAACAAUUGCAAAUAGAAUGGUAGAAAAAGCCAAAGCAAAUAUGCUAAAAUUUAUACCAGAUGUAUAUUUUACAGUUGAUCAUCCAAAAGGAAAACUUUGUGGAAACUCCCCAGGUUUUGGUGCAAAUAUAGUUUCUCUAACAACAAAUGGUAUAGUUUUAAAUGCUGAUAGUGUCUCACUUCCAUUUAGUGGCAAAAGAACAACUGCAGAAGAAAUAGCAGAAAACGUCUCGUCUGCUAUGUUAGAAGAAAUAUGGCGAGGAGGUUGUGUAGAUUCAUCUUUUCAAUCAUUGAUACUAUUAUACAUGGCACUCCGACAAAAAGAUGUAUCUCAUGUUGUUCUAGGACCAUUAUCUCCAUACACAAUACAAUUUUUAAGACAUUUAAAAAUAUUUUUUGGAAUAACUUUUAAGUUGGAACCUUAUAAUAAUAUCAAUGAAGAUGAAGACCUACGGCAAGGUUACAACUCGAGAAUUCUUGUAACAGGUGUUGGUAUUGGUUAUAAUAAACUUAUUUAAAAUUUUAUAUAUUUGUUACAUUUUUUCUUAGUAAUCAUUUACAAAAAGUAAUGAUAUUAAUUAAAUGUAAAAUUUUAAAUAUGUAA